Purpureocillium takamizusanense is the source of this 2784-nucleotide messenger RNA. RefSeq names its product Ubiquitinyl hydrolase 1 (gene UBP1). Gene Ontology annotation, biological process: protein deubiquitination. Gene Ontology annotation, cellular component: nucleus; cytosol. The coding region runs from base 271 to 2439 and encodes 722 amino acids. Lineage: Eukaryota; Fungi; Ascomycota; Sordariomycetes; Hypocreales; Ophiocordycipitaceae. Gene Ontology annotation, molecular function: cysteine-type endopeptidase activity; cysteine-type deubiquitinase activity. The transcript has a single exon. The record is from RefSeq and is a predicted model, not a curated record.
UGAUGAUUCAGCAGCAUCGUACCUCCAACACGGAGACGGGCACUUGAUGGUCCUGCGGUCGUUGCUCCAGUUGUUCAGCCUGCCUCUAGCGAUACUGAAACCGAGACACACGCGCUCGUCGAGGCCUUGACACCACGUCCAAACCGCAAACCGACCCGACAACCGUUUACUGGCCAUGGCAGCUGUUGCUUUGUCACAUUCGGUCUUCUGCAUAACCCCUGCUCGGCCCUAGCUCGACUCGCAGUCUUGAGGGCCUAUACAGUUAGCAGCAUGAAUUCUCAACAGACCGAGUUUGGUAACUUUUACGAAGCUCGAUCGACGGCUCACCGACGCUCGCCGUACGCGCACGAUCGCAUCUCCGACCGCUGGAGCGAGCCCGCCGUGGUUCUCACCGGGCUCGCGCUCCUAGUCACUGUCAUCUACAAAUUAUAUAGCCCGCAAUCUUCGCUCGAAGGGGCUUUCAACUCAACGGGUUCAUUUCUAUGGGGCUGGCUAGUUUAUGCUGUGCCCGGGCCGAUCCUGUUCGCCAUCGACGACUGGCUUAAUCCGCCGCUGGCCCCUCGACCGACAUCCGACACGCGAUCCGCCACACAUGCGGCGAAAAGCGAAGCUAUGAGAAGGAUAUUGGGGUUGGACCGCCCCGGCGGUAUUGUUGCCACGGUCUUCCAAGCCAGAACCCGAGCCUUGUCCAUGACGGGCAGUGUUCUGGGAUUGAAGCUCGAUCACAACCGACCACCUGGACUGGGCAACCGCGACAAUUCGUGCUAUCAAAAUAGCAUUCUCCAGGGAAUGGCCUCCCUGGAAUCAUUUUCGGAUUAUCUCUCUGCCUGCGUGCGGGCCGUUGGGUCGGACAGCGCCGACCGAAACGUCGCCCAGACCCUCCGAGUUCUCAUCGAAGACCUGAACGAUUUGGCCAACAACGGGAAGACGAUAUGGACACCGAGCCUACUCAAGUCCAUGAGUACCUGUACGCAGCAGGACGCGCAGGAAUACUUCUCCAAGAUGCUCGACGACAUCGACAAGGCCGUUGCAAAAGCCUUCAUAGAGACACGGAGGUUCUCCGGCCUCGAGUCUGACGGUACAAAGGAUGGCUCAGCUACUGCCAGCCAGCAUAGUGAUGACAGCGGGUACCAGAGCCUGCCCUCGAGUCCGGAUCUUUCUGCGAUCAAGCCGCUGCGCAAUCCGUUGGAAGGGCUGCUCGCCCAGCGUGUCGCGUGCGUGCAGUGUGGGUUUUCCGAGGGGCUGUCCAUGAUUCCAUUCAACUGCCUGACCCUCAGCCUCGGCCUUGACAAAAAUCGACACGACUUGUACGAGAGGCUGGAUGCGUACAGCAAAGUGGAGGCGAUCGAAGGCGUGGAGUGCCCGAAAUGCACUCUGCUUAAGGCGCAGAGACUCCUGACAAAAUUGCUGGAUAUGAUGCAGGAGAGCGGCUCCCAGGCUGAACAGCUGCUCGAGCCUCGCCGCCGGCUAGAGGCUGUAGAAGCCGCCCUCGAAGACGACGACUUUGAGGACAAGACGUUGGCGGAGAAAUGCAAGAUUUCGAAUCAGAGCAAAGUCAGCUCGACAAAGACGAAACAAAUCGUCAUUGCCAGACCGCCACAGAGCCUUGCCAUCCAUGUGAACCGAUCGGUUUUCGACCCGACAACAUUCGACAUGAUCAAAAACUCAGCUCCCGUGAGCUUUCCCAUGACGCUUGAUCUCGGGCCAUGGUGCCUGGGAAGCAGCGACAAUUCGAGGCUGUACUCGCAGGACUGGUCCCCGGAAGAAAGCGAGGAGCAGUGGCAAUCAGACCCCAAGGCUUCGAUGGUGGCCGGAGACUUGAUGCCGUCGCGACUUACAGGACCCAUCUACGAACUCCGAGCAGCGGUCACACAUGCGGGUCGGCAUGAAAAUGGCCACUACAUAUGCUAUCGACGAUAUCCUGGCGCUGAGGAUACAGAUGAGAGUUGGGACAGCCGAGAGUCUUCUCCUGCGAUGGAGGACAACAUCGAUGAUGACUCCCAAAGCACCAGCGACAAGACGCGAUGCUCUCGAUCGUCGCAAGGCAAGAAUGCAGGCUGGUGGAGGCUCAGCGACCACAACGUCGCCAAGGUGGAUGAAGAAACAGUUCAAUCUUUGUCGCCAGGCGUUUUCAUGCUCUUUUAUGAGUGUGUCGACCCGAGCAUGGUGCUUCACAACGAGGCGGAGAGCAUGGACGACGCCGGAGAGCUGCAACCCAGCGAAGAUACUGAAGCUAGUAAGACGGCCACGCCGGGCUUUGAGGGCGAGGCGGUGGAGGGGUUGGCCGUAGAAGAGCCAGUACGCGACCACGACAACAUCGUUUCAAGCAACAAUCUCACCAAGCGAAACGGUCCGGAAGAUAUACCGCUGCCGGAAGAUGGCGACGGCGACUUGCCGGACGACACAAAUGAUUCUCAGUCGGGGCCAUUGGCUCAGUAGACUCCCAAGGAAUGGUUAUGGCGGACGAAUGUUGCGAGGUGCAGAAUUUGUAACCUCGAGGUCACAGCGACGGAGUUGGCAUCUGCUUUUCAAAGGACAUGGAAGGACAGGCGCGGGCAAUGCACCAAGCCGCAAUUGCGAGGUCCAGGCGCGCGGGCAUGCUUCUAAAUCAGCCAGGGAAGGCUUGCGAGUUGCGUGGUGGGCGGAGUUUUGUCAAGGGUUCGAUUUAACGAAUCCAUUACGUCUACGACCUGCAGCGUGAGAAUCAAGGCCCUGGUUACGUUGCCACUUUUGAAAGCCUUGGACUGCUUUUUGCAAAGAAUCAAGCUACGAAGUACACUGCUA